AUGGCUCACAUAGACCCUCACAUAGUCCCUCACAUAGUCCCUCACAUAGUCCCUCACAUAGUCCUUCACAUAGUCCCUCACAUAGUCCCUCACAUAGUCCCUCANUUCUCUAUUACUUCUACUAGCAUUUGCCCACCUACUGAGAACUUGACUGUUCGCAGCUUCUCUAUUACUCCUACUAACAUUUGCCCUCCUACUGAGAACUUGACUGUUCACAGCUUCUCUAUUACUUCUACUAGCAUUUGCCCACCUACUGAGAACUUGACUGUUCGCAGCUUCUCUAUUACUCCUACUAACAUUUGCCCUCCUACUGAGAACUUGACUGUUCACAGCUUCUCUAUUACUUCUACUAGCAUUUGCCCACCUACUGAGAACUUGACUGUUCGCAGCUUCUCUAUUACUCCUACUAACAUUUGCCCUCCUACUGAGAACUUGACUGUUCACAGCUUCUCUAUUACUUCUACUAGCAUUUGCCCACCUACUGAGAACUUGACUGUUCGCAGCUUCUCUAUUACUCCUACUAACAUUUGCCCUCCUACUGAGAACUUGACUGUUCACAGCUUCUCUAUUACUUCUACUAGCAUUUGCCCACCUACUGAGAACUUGACUGUUCGCAGCUUCUCUAUUACUCCUACUAACAUUUGCCCUCCUACUGAGAACUUGACUGUUCACAGCUUCUCUAUUACUUCUACUAGCAUUUGCCCACCUACUGAGAACUUGACUGUUCGCAGCUUCUCUAUUACUCCUACUAACAUUUGCCCUCCUACUGAGAACUUGACUGUUCACAGCUUCUCUAUUACUUCUACUAGCAUUUGCCCACCUACUGAGAACUUGACUGUUCGCAGCUUCUCUAUUACUCCUACUAACAUUUGCCCUCCUACUGAGAACUUGACUGUUCACAGCUUCUCUAUUACUUCUACUAGCAUUUACCCACCUACUGAGAACUUGACUGUUCGCAGCUUCUCUAUUACUUCUACUAGCAUUUGCCCACCUACUGAGAACUUGACUGUUCGCAGCUUCUCUAUUACUCCUACUAACAUUUGCCCUCCUACUGAGAACUUGACUGUUCACAGCUUCUCUAUUACUUCUACUAGCAUUUGCCCACCUACUGAGAACUUGACUGUUCGCAGCUUCUCUAUUACUCCUACUAACAUUUGCCCUCUUACUGAGAACAUGACUGUUCACAGCUUCUCUAUUACUCCUACUAGCAUUUGCCGAACUACUGAGAAAAGCAACCCCAGUUACCUGUCUCGGCUGAGCUCGGACGAGAAAACUCUUUUAACGCCUAAUGAGUUUG
Molecule: messenger RNA, 1297 nt
Organism: Hyalella azteca
Lineage: Eukaryota; Metazoa; Arthropoda; Malacostraca; Amphipoda; Hyalellidae
Product: chitinase-like protein PB1E7.04c
Exons: 1
Source: RefSeq, a predicted model, not a curated record